GGUGGUGGGAGUGGAGGAGUGAAUCGUCUUCAUUUUAACCUUGUGUGGAAGUGGUGUGAUCUGGGUUCAGAAGCCCCCUCUCAACCCAGGACUGUCAAUGGCAGGAUACCAGCUCUGGUCACCAUGGACCCCACUGGACGAGAGCUUCCAAUGGCUGCGGCACACAACACCUACAUCUUCUUCAAAGCACCCUUUUAGGGCUUCCCCCUGCUUCCCACAUACCCCUUCUGACCUUGAAGUGCAGCUGUGCUUUCAAGAGGUCACUCUAGUUCUAGACAGCCCAUUCCUGGAGCCUGGGGUGAGUCCCAAGUUACCCUGCCACACAUCAGAGCUCCAAACCAUGAACAACAAGAAAGGGCUGGUCAGGAAGCCCCAGCCUGUCCGCCUCAGUGGAGUGGAUUCCGUGUUUGGCAGGGUCAUCACAGCUCAGCCACCAAAAUGGACCGGAACCUUCAGAGUUUCAGACAAAUCAGCCUUUUGCAAAAUCAUCAGCCGGGAGCACCAGUGGCCCACUGGACUUAAGGAACCUCAAAUUCAGAUGACGGUGACCAUGUGCAAACAGAUGCUGCGCUCUAUCCUCUUACUGUAUGCAACAUACAAGAAGUGCACUUUUGCCUUACAACACUCCAAGUAAAGGGUUCCCAUCUGAUUCCUGUUCCUUAUACCAUGCCCUUUUACUAUGUGUCUGAAGUUCACAGAAACCUGUCUGUGUAAAGGAAACUGACAUCACCCCAGCAAUCUUGCUUUUCUGUCACACAGUGACAAUUCAGGAACCCCUUUAUUUCCUUUCCCCUCCAAAGAAGGCCAGUGACCGGAGCAAGGGAGAACAUUUCCACUGUAAAGCUGAACAACAUUUAAAAGAGAGUCAAACUAGCGUUAACAUGUACAUGUGAUGAACCAUUAAACCAUAUAAACCAA
Molecule: messenger RNA, 918 nt
Organism: Panthera uncia (snow leopard)
Lineage: Eukaryota; Metazoa; Chordata; Mammalia; Carnivora; Felidae
Gene: FANCD2OS
Product: FANCD2 opposite strand
Exons: 2
Coding region: 98-634 (178 amino acids)
Source: RefSeq, a predicted model, not a curated record